CGCCCGUUAAGGGUGGCGGUCUACAGUUAACGUGGCUGAACCGUGUCGCGCCCGUGUCGAGUGUCACGGGAGACCCUUCUCUAUGCGGUUAAUUAACUCCUAUUUAACCGACCAUUAAGGAAUUAAGCACGAUUAAGAAGGAAUAAUCUUGUGGUUGUUACCCGAGGACGAGACGAUCCCUUUGCCCACGGCGAUCCAACAAAACUAGGGUUUCGAGCAUCCGCCAUUGGAAGACCUUUGAAUCGACUUCCCUUCCUUGCCUCCGAUCUCUCUCUUUCCCCGCGUUUCGGCCUUCUAAUUUGAUCACAUUCGUUGGUCGUUUUGAUUCUUUUGGCUUCGGUUUUGGGGGGAUUCGACGGUGCGACGAUGCCCCCUGCCGACCUGCAAGGCUCAUCGGCUCCUUUCGCUUUCGGCGCCCUCUCUAUCCUGAGCUUCCGGCGCGACCAGCCACUGAUGGACGCCUACUUCCACGGCCACGACGCCGGCGGAGAGCAAAGGGAGCUUGUCGCCUUCCAGCGCCAGAUCGCCGACCUCUUCCAGGACCUGGCGUCCGGGGAUGACGACGUCCUCUCUAUUUCCUGGGUGCGGCGGCUCCUCGACACCUUCCUCAUGUGCCAGGAGGAGUUCCGCAUGAUCCUCUUCGGAUACCGUAGCCCUUCGGACCCUGUCGACCGCCUCGUAUCCGAUUUCUUCGACCGCGCCGUGAAGGCGCUUGACAUCUGCAACGCCGUGCGCGAUGGCAUCGAGCAGAUCCGGCACUGGCGAAUGCACCUCGAGAUCGUGCUGGAGGCCCUCGGACCGCAGCAACGGCCCCUCGGCGAGGGACAUCUCCGCCGGGCCAAGAAGGCACUAAUCGAACUCGCCAUCCUCAUGCUCGACGACAAGGACGCCGGCUCGGUCCUCUCCCACCGCAACCUGUCCUUCGGCCGCAACGGAGGCUCGUCAUCUUCCUCGUCGAACGACCGCAGCGCCCACUUCCGCUCCCGCUCCUGGAGCAUCUCCCGGUCCUGGUCCGCGGCGCGGCAGCUGCAGGCCAUCGGGAGCAACAUGGCCGCGCCUCGAGGCCACGAGGUCAUCGCCGUGCCGGUGUACACGAUGAGCUCGGUGCUCCUCUUCGUGAUGUGGGCACUCGUGGCCGCCAUCCCGUGCCAGGAUCGCGGUCUCCAGGUCCACUUCUCCAUCCCGCGCAGCUUCCCGUGGGCGGCCCCGAUCACGUCGCUCCACGAGAGGAUCAUGGAGGAGUCCAAGAAGAAGGACAGGAAGAACUCCGUCGGGCUGUUGAAGGAGAUUCACCACAUCGAGGAAUGCGUGCACCACCUGCUGGACCUGAUGGACGCCGUCGGGUUCCCGAUGGCGGAGGACACGGAGGCAGAGCUCAGGCAGGGGGUGCAGGAGCUGGCCCAAGUCUGCGAGGCUCUGAAGGACGGCCUCGAUCCCCUGGAGCGCCAGCUCAGGGAAGUAUUCCUUCGGAUCGUACGAAGCCGCAGCGAGCGGGUGGAUGGCACACUGAACGAUGCCGAAUGAGAUCAUCACGUCGAGAUCUCCUCUGAAGUGGAACUAUUAUAGGUGUGGAUUCUAAGCUGCAUGUGGAAACAGAAGAAGCGCAUGCCUUCUUCUUCCUGCAAACAAAUUGCUGCUGGUAGUGCUGUUGAAAUUACCAACUUACGUUCUGUAAAAUAGAAAAAGGUCGAAUUUUGUGAUCAUGAUGACGCUGUUAUGUUAUAUUAUAGUGUCUUCGGUGUACAUUUUUUUUUGGUUCAUCCAAAUCUACUACCAUUCUCGGACAUAAUGCAUCAAAAUUUUCUA
This is a messenger RNA of Musa acuminata subsp. malaccensis (wild Malaysian banana), 1806 nucleotides long. Its product is annotated as protein BYPASS1-LIKE. NCBI's taxonomy places the organism in Eukaryota, Viridiplantae, Streptophyta, Magnoliopsida, Zingiberales, Musaceae. The record is from RefSeq and is a predicted model, not a curated record.